Miscanthus lutarioriparius is the source of this 162-nucleotide messenger RNA. Lineage: Eukaryota; Viridiplantae; Streptophyta; Magnoliopsida; Poales; Poaceae. The record is from the annotation of a GenBank genome assembly.
AUGGUAGAAGUGCAGCAGUUUGGCUCCAUAGGGGAACAAGGAACUCAAAUUAUUAUAUACAAUCUAUGGGAUGAUGAUGAAGGAGAACUAGAGCUUAAUUUUGAUGCUGACGCAAAUGAUAUUCAGAUUAGAGGUGUUAACAGAGAUCAAAACAAAAUCUAG